Molecule: messenger RNA, 2314 nt
Organism: Oncorhynchus keta (chum salmon)
Lineage: Eukaryota; Metazoa; Chordata; Actinopteri; Salmoniformes; Salmonidae
Exons: 2
Coding region: 131-1774 (547 amino acids)
Source: RefSeq, a predicted model, not a curated record
ACCAAAGCCAAGGAGAAAUGGCUUGAAUCGUGCAAAGCUAACAGACCAUUAACGACACAGUGCAACAGUGGUGCGCAGAACAGCAUCUCGGAAACGCACAACGCGUCGGUCUUUGUCACGGACGGUUCUAAUGCAACGCCGGGUUCUACUCCCACCAGAUAAAAACAAGAGGAAGAGGUUCCAGUGGGCGACAACGCUGGACAAUUUGAGGAGUGUGAACAUCGCCUGGUCCGACGAAUGCCGAUUCCUGGUACAUCACGCUGAUGGCAGUGUCAGGAUUUGGCAGAAACUCAUCGCCCCCCAGUACAGGCUGGUGGCAGUGUCAGGAUUUGGCAGAAACUCAUCGCCCCCCAGUACAGGCUGGUGGCAGUGUCAGGAUUUGGCAGAAACUCAUCGCCCCCCCAGUACAGGCUUGUGGCAGUGUCAGGAUUUGGCAGAAACUCAUCGCCCCCCCAGUACAGGCUGGUGGCAGUGUCAGGAUUUGGCAGAAACUCAUCGCCCCCCAGUACAGGCUGGUGGCAGUGUCAGGAUUUGGCAGAAACUCAUCGCCCCCCAGUACAGGCUGGUGGCAGUGUCAGGAUUUGGCAGAAACUCAUCGCCCCCCAGUACAGGCUGGUGGCAGUGUCAGGAUUUGGCAGAAACUCAUCGCCCCCCAGUACAGGCUGGUGGCAGUGUCAGGAUUUGGCAGAAACUCAUCGCCCCCCAGUACAGGCUGGUGGCAGUGUCAGGAUUUGGCAGAAACUCAUCGCCCCCCAGUACAGGCUGGUGGCAGUGUCAGGAUUUGGCAGAAACUCAUCGCCCCCCAGUACAGGCUGGUGGCAGUGUCAGGAUUUGGCAGAAACUCAUCGCCCCCCAGUACAGGCUGGUGGCAGUGUCAGGAUUUGGCAGAAACUCAUCGCCCCCCAGUACAGGCUGGUGGCAGUGUCAGGAUUUAGCAGAAACUCAUCGCCCCCCAGUACAGGCUGGUGGCAGUGUCAGGAUUUGGCAGAAACUCAUCGCCCCCCAGUACAGGCUGGUGGCAGUGUCAGGAUUUGGCAGAAACUCAUCGCCCCCCAGUACAGGCUGGUGGCAGUGUCAGGAUUUGGCAGAAACUCCUCGCCCCCCAGUACAGGCUGGUGGCAGUGUCAGGAUUUGGCAGAAACUCCUUGCCCCCCAGUACAGGCUGGUGGCAGUGUCAGGAUUUGGCAGAAACUCAUCGCCCCCCAGUACAGGCUGGUGGCAGUGUCAGGAUUUGGCAGAAACUCAUCGCCCCCCAGUACAGGCUGGUGGCAGUGUCAGGAUUUGGCAGAAACUCCUCGCCCCCCAGUACAGGCUGGUGGCAGUGUCAGGAUUUGGCAGAAACUCCUUGCCCCCCAGUACAGGCUGGUGGCAGUGUCAGGAUUUGGCAGAAACUCAUCGCCCCCCAGUACAGGCUGGUGGCAGUGUCAGGAUUUGGCAGAAACUCAUCGUCCCCCAGUACAGGCUGGUGGCAGUGUCAGGAUUUGGCAGAAACUCCUCGCCCCCCAGUACAGGCUGGUGGCAGUGUCAGGAUUUGGCAGAAACUCAUCGCCCCCCAGUACAGGCUGGUGGCAGUGUCAGGAUUUGGCAGAAACUCAUCGCCCCCCAGUACAGGCUGGUGGCAGUGUCAGGAUUUGGCAGAAACUCCUCGCCCCCCAGUACAGGCUGGUGGCAGUGUCAGGAUUUGGCAGAAACUCAUCGCCCCCCAGUACAGGCUGGUGGCAGUGUCAGGAUUUGGCAGAAACUCAUCGCCCCCCAGUACAGGCUGGUGGUGUAAUGCUGUGGGGAAUGUUUUCCUGCCACACGUUCAGGUCUCUUGAUACCAAUUGAGCAUCGUUUGGACACCACACAAUCAAUUUCCUGAAGAAUUCAGGCUGUUCUGGAGGCAAAAAGGGUCUGACCCGGUACUAGAUGGGUAUACCUAAUAAACUGUCCACUGAGUGUAUAUCCUGCUGUUUUCUUUGCAAUAUUUGUGAAUUCUUUUUUAAUUUAUUAAUGAAAUGGUAGCAGUUGACAGAUGUUUCCUAAGUGGGUCAACAGCAAGACAGAAGCACCUACCUACAUACAUUUAUCUAUCUUUAUAAUUUUGAAGGUCUCCUCUGUCGUAACGCACUUUGGAUUGCAUCCUGGUCAUACACCUUCUUUGGCCCAACAACAACAACUCCCCCAAAAGGUUUCCUCUCAUGCUUUAGCAUCGGAUUAUAAAACCUAUCAAAGCAAAUCACAAAAAGCAGUUAAGAGUUUUGUCUCAAGAAAUGUGAUAAUUUUUCCAACAAAAAAAAAAAAUCAUGAAAUGUAUCUUUUCUAAAACCAUAAU